Anolis carolinensis (green anole) is the source of this 2930-nucleotide messenger RNA. RefSeq names its product tubulin beta-1 chain. The coding region runs from base 102 to 1439 and encodes 445 amino acids. Lineage: Eukaryota; Metazoa; Chordata; Lepidosauria; Squamata; Anolidae. The transcript has 4 exons. Gene Ontology annotation, cellular component: microtubule; cytoplasm. Gene Ontology annotation, biological process: mitotic cell cycle; microtubule cytoskeleton organization. Gene Ontology annotation, molecular function: structural constituent of cytoskeleton; GTPase activity; GTP binding. The record is from RefSeq and is a predicted model, not a curated record.
GCGGAGGGAAUGGCAUCCUCAUAAAUAGCCGGGGCGGGGAGCGGGUCCACCCACUCCCACCUGCAAACGCGAGUGUUGUGAGAACCGGAGACAGAGCCGCCAUGCGGGAGAUUGUACACAUCCAAGCCGGCCAGUGCGGGAACCAGAUAGGAGCCAAGUUCUGGGAAGUCAUCAGUGAUGAGCACGGCAUCGAUCCCACUGGCAGCUACCAAGGAGAAGCUGACCUGCAGCUGGAGCGAAUCAGCGUCUAUUACAACGAAGCUGCCGGAAACAAGUAUGUUCCACGUGCCAUCCUUGUUGACUUGGAGCCUGGAACAAUGGACUCAGUCAGGUCUGGACCUUUUGGCCAGAUCUUUAGGCCUGACAACUUUGUCUUCGGUCAGAGUGGUGCUGGGAACAACUGGGCCAAAGGCCACUACACAGAGGGUGCCGAAUUGGUGGACGCUGUGCUGGAUGUGGUCAGGAAGGAGUCCGAGAGCUGCGACUGCCUUCAGGGCUUCCAGCUCACCCAUUCGCUGGGCGGUGGCACCGGCUCUGGGAUGGGCACCCUCCUCAUCAGCAAGAUCAGGGAGGAGUAUCCCGACAGGAUCAUGAACACCUUCAGCGUAAUGCCCUCACCCAAGGUGUCGGACACAGUGGUUGAGCCAUACAAUGCCACCCUCUCCGUCCACCAGCUGGUGGAGAACACAGACGAAACCUACUGUAUUGACAAUGAGGCUCUCUAUGACAUCUGCUUCCGCACACUGAAGCUCACCACGCCGACCUACGGGGAUCUCAACCACUUGGUCUCGGCCACCAUGAGCGGGGUCACCACCUGCCUCCGGUUCCCCGGACAACUCAAUGCAGAUCUUCGCAAGCUGGCGGUCAACAUGGUGCCUUUCCCUCGCUUGCAUUUCUUCAUGCCGGGCUUUGCUCCGCUGACCAGCCGCGGCAGCCAGCAGUACCGGGCCCUGACGGUGCCAGAGCUCACCCAGCAGAUGUUUGAUUCUAAAAACAUGAUGGCGGCCUGCGACCCACGCCACGGACGCUAUCUGACUGUGGCGGCCAUCUUCCGAGGCAGGAUGUCCAUGAAGGAAGUGGAUGAGCAGAUGCUCAACAUCCAGAACAAGAACAGCAGCUACUUUGUGGAAUGGAUCCCCAACAACGUGAAGACGGCCGUAUGCGACAUCCCGCCACGAGGCCUCAAAAUGUCCGCCACAUUCAUUGGUAAUAGCACAGCCAUCCAAGAGCUGUUCAAGAGGAUCUCAGAGCAGUUCACAGCCAUGUUCCGGCGCAAGGCCUUCUUGCAUUGGUACACCGGUGAGGGCAUGGAUGAAAUGGAGUUCACGGAAGCCGAGAGCAACAUGAACGACCUGGUGUCCGAAUACCAACAAUAUCAAGAUGCUACUGCUGAUGAGCAGGGUGAAUUUGAGGAGGAGGGCGAAGAAGACGAAGCUUAGGAUUGAAGUUGGUUUAGUAGUGUUUGGGAUGCAGUCUGUUUAACUCUACUGGUGCAUGCUUUUUCAUUUAUAAUUUGUAUUGAUUUUUUAAAUUCUCACCUCUAGCAACUGUUUUUGCGAUCCUCAUGUAAGUCCAAUGUUUAUUCAUACAUUAAUUUUCAGGAUCAUGUGAUCUAGAGCAGUGGUUUGCCAACUUCCAGAUUCCCUCGAUCUCUUGGUUAAAAGUCAGGGAUUCUGAGAGUUCUAAAACAUUUGGAGAAUCCAAAAAAUGAAAACACUGCUCUAGAAUGAGAUUUAACAAAUGAAAAAGUCAUAUAGGUGAUAUGAAUUUGUCCUCGUACUUCAGUGACUGUCUUGGUAGUCUAGAAAUAACUAAAAUAAUUCUUAAAUCUUAGAAAUUAACUGCUGGGAUUAAGCAAUAUCUUGUUCUUGUAUUGCUGGCAUUAGAAGUUAUAUUGCAGAGAUUUUAAUAGAGAUCUUAAAAAUAAGGGGACUAUAUCAGCUGCUUUACAAUAAAAUGUAGUGGCUAAACUGUUUUUCCUCUACUGCAGUGGUUCUCAACCUGUGGGUCCCCAGAUGUUUUGGCCUUCAACUCCCAGAAAUCCGAACAGCUGGUAAACUGGCUGGGAUUUCUGGGAGUUGUAUGCCAAAAUACCUGGGGACUCACAGAUUGAGAACCACUGUUCUCCUGGAAAGUAGAAUUCCUGGAUGCAUUAGAUUGUGAAGCAGUGCAUUCUCCCAUUCACAACAAUGGAAUAGAUUUUGCAAGGAUCAAGAAACUAUAAUUACAGCAGGGGCAAGGGCUGUUUGAGCCUUUUGAGCAACUCCGAUCAUUUGCUAGAGCUAAUGAAAAUUGUAAUGCAGCACCCUUAUGGCUACAUGGCUCCUAUCCGUGCUGCAGAACUGCACAGAUUUAUGGUAUGAAUAUUUUGCCUCCUCCCCCCUUGUCUUCCUUGGGUUCUCACAAUGCAGAGUGUUUUUAUAUUUGCAAUAUUGUGUCCCAAGUAUGCAGUAUGUUUUGUGGGAAAAUGUCUUUUAGGGCAGGACCCUCAUCGCUGGGUUGUACAGUUAGGAGCUAUCUUUCAGUCCAACAGUUAGGAUAUAUUUCUGAUCUCAUGUCUGCCUGUUAGUUUUUCGAUGUAAAGCUGGAUCUAGCUUAGAUCUUACUACUUUUAGAGGAUGGAGAAAUAUGUACGGUCUGGUGGGGUGGGUGUUGGAGGGGGUGGGCACAUCAGCCGCUAGAAUGCAAAUAGAGUAGGCAUGGAUUCUGAUAGCAAUGACGACGCAUGCUUUCUGUGGCAGUGUGUGAUGCUGGCAUUCUUUUGUGCAUUGUGUAAACUCAUCAAAGAUGUCUGUCAGGAAAUUAAACUAUACAGCGGCUUUUGUGUGGUGUUCAUGUUUGAGGACUCUAUAUAAAGGCAUGCAUUCUGAACAAUGAUUUCUGUUUUUCUUCAAGAUGGAUCUUGGCAAUAAAAUAUUUAUUACAAUUGG